Molecule: messenger RNA, 2218 nt
Organism: Aspergillus saccharolyticus JOP 1030-1
Lineage: Eukaryota; Fungi; Ascomycota; Eurotiomycetes; Eurotiales; Aspergillaceae
Product: DEAD/DEAH box helicase
Exons: 2
Coding region: 149-2041 (630 amino acids)
Cellular component (GO): mitochondrion
Molecular function (GO): nucleic acid binding; ATP binding
Source: RefSeq, a predicted model, not a curated record
CUUUCCAUCGGCCGCCCCCUUCUGCAGCUAUCACUCUGCAUCCUUCUCUCUUUUCCCUUUUCCCUCAUCUUUCCUUCUCUUUCUCGAUUGUGAAUCGAGCUUUUGUACAUCAAGUUCCUUUUUCUUCGCUUUCUCGUCCACCACAGUCAUGCUGAGUGCUUUCCGCCGCGCCGGUGUGUCCCAUGCGCUGCGCGCAUCUCGGACCCUUGCCGCGAAGACGACGUCGCAGCGCGCUCAAUGGAUCAUCCCCUCUGCCACCCCCAUCUCGCACAGUCUCAGAUCAUCUUUCCACACGUCGCCCGUUCGCUUUUCGAUCGCUGCCGCGCAGGAGGUUGAGAAUGGCGUCAAGCCGAUUGAGUCCGAGGAAUUGACUCGUUUCUCCCAGUUGUUGGGCAAGAUCGAUCCCCAGUUCCUCAGCAACAUCAACAGAAUGAACAUCACUACAAUGACCGAAGUGCAAAGCCAGACGAUCUCUCACACGCUGGAUGGUUCCGACUGUCUUGGACUCGCAAAGACAGGAACAGGAAAAACCCUUGCCUUCUUGAUUCCUGUUGUUCAGAAAGUUCUUGAAGGUCUGCCCAGAGGGCGGGCCGCCAAGAGGAACAUGAGGGCGGAAGAUGUUCGUGCUAUUAUCAUUUCACCCACCCGUGAGCUGGCAGAGCAGAUUGCCACCGAGGCGUCGCGCCUGGUGGCUGGAACUGGCGUGCAGGUGCAGACUGCUGUUGGUGGCACACAGAAGCAGAUGCACCUGAGAAAAUGUCAGAACGAAGGUUGCCACAUCCUUGUCGGUACCCCAGGCCGUCUUUUUGACGUGCUGUCCUCUGAGACGUCCCGUAUCAGUGCUCCCAACUUGUCUGCCUUCGUUCUGGACGAGUGCGAUCGUCUGUUGGACGAUGGAUUCUCUCAAGACGUUCGGGAAAUUGCAGACUUGCUGCCCGACCCCCUCAAGGUCGAUCGCCAGACUCUGAUGUUUUCUGCCACCAUGAAUCGUGAUGUGAUGCGGUUGGUGAAUACUAUCAUGAAACCGGGAUUUAAGGUCGUCAAGACCAUCGACGAAAAUGAAGUUCCGACUCAUAUGUCUGUCCCUCAAAGAACGGUCAUCAUGAACGGCUACGAGAACGCGUUCGCUAGCGUCCUCGAAAUGGUGAAGAACUAUCGGGCUCACUACCAAGAGAAGCGCAUGGAAAAUCCUGAGCUCCGUCCUUUCAAGGCCAUCUGCUACCUGAACACCACAAAGAUGACUAGCUUGGCCUUCCAGGUUUUUGACAGGCUGCUCAAUGUUCCCAAUGAUUUUCGUAGUGGUCACCCCUUGGGUAACAUGCCCAUGUUGGAAAUCCAUUCCAAGAUGACCCAAGCCCAGAGAACUCGCACAUCACAGCAAUUCCGCGCCUCCAAGGAGGGUAUCCUUUUCUCUUCCGAUGUCACUGCGCGUGGUAUGGACUACCCUGACGUGACCCAUGUCAUUCAAAUUGGCACCCCCCGUGACCGUGACACCUAUAUCCAUCGCUUGGGACGGACGGCCCGUGCCCACAAGAAGGGUGAGGGAUGGCUUUUCAUUCACAGGGACGAGAAGGGAUUCGCGCAAAGCAAAUUGGCUGGUCUCCCCCUCAAGAUCGAUAGAUCCCUUGAGACGGCAACGAAGGAUGUGGUUAACGAGGAAUCAAACGAGCAUAUUGAGCAGAUCAAGAACGCAGUCCAAGAUGUUCAUCCUGCUGAGAGAGAGGAGGCAGUGAAGACCUUUUCAUCGCACGCGGACACUGUUCUGGGCAGGUAUGCUUCUCAGGGGUUGAGAAAUCUGGCGGUUUCCGGCCUAGGUCUCAAGGAUAUGCCUCGCUACGGAGGAGGUGGUCGUCGUCAACAACCCGACCGCUUCAGAAUGUCCGAUCGUGAUCGUCCUGGCCCCAGCGGUCGCUCCCGCGGUGAUUUCGAUGAUUUUGGUUCUCGCGGUCGUCUCCGUUCUGACUUCGGGUCUCGGGACUUCGGCUCCCGCGACAACCAGCGCUCUCGGAACGAUCAGCACUCGCGCGGUCGCAGAUGGUAGAAGACUGGAUAUGUACGAUGCUCGGCAUAAUACCCAUUUGGCUUCUUGGAUUCCGAUUGUGUUCCUUUAUAGCUGUUGGUCAAGGUGUACUUUUAUUCAUGGGGGUAUAAAAUGUUUUUACUGUUACCAUAUAACUCUGCUCUAGAUACCAGAUGACAUAAUUCAUUCUUGUACAAU